Messenger RNA from Quercus lobata, 1828 nucleotides. RefSeq names its product O-Glycosyl hydrolases family 17 protein. Gene Ontology annotation, molecular function: hydrolase activity, hydrolyzing O-glycosyl compounds. Gene Ontology annotation, biological process: carbohydrate metabolic process. Bases 152 to 1561 code for a protein of 469 amino acids. The transcript is spliced from 5 exons. The record is from RefSeq and is a predicted model, not a curated record. Lineage: Eukaryota; Viridiplantae; Streptophyta; Magnoliopsida; Fagales; Fagaceae.
UCCCUUCCAGCUAAGGUUGUGGAAAAUUUUUCACUCUCACACAGACCCACCCUCUGAUCCUACCGUUAUAUAUAGACCACUCUCUCUUAUCGUUUUCGGGCAAAAAACAUUCACAUCUCUCUCGGUUUCACCCAUUUGCUUUGCUUAACAAAUGAUGGCAACGCUUUCACACCUCUCACUGCUUUUCUUGCUCUCAUUCUUCACCACCGCUUUUAACUUCGCAGAGUCUCAGUCAUUCAUCGGAGUGAAUUACGGCCAAGUCGCCGACAAUCUUCCACCGCCUGCGGCAACCGCGAGUCUCCUCAAAUCGACGGCGAUCGGAAAGGUUCGACUCUACGGCGCCGAUGCUGCGAUCAUCAAGGCACUCGCGAACACCGGAAUCGGAAUCGUCGUCGGAGCCGGCAACGGCGACAUUCCGAAUCUGGCUUCCGAUCCGAACGCGGCGACUCAGUGGGUGAACUCGAACGUGUUGCCUUACUACCCGGCCAGUAACAUCACGCUCAUCACAGUUGGGAACGAGGUCAUGACCUCGAUGGACCAAGGCUUGAUCUCGCAGCUACUUCCGGCGAUGCGAAAUGUCCAGAAUGCCCUCAACUCGGUGUCCCUCGGUGGGAAAGUGAAGGUCUCGACGGUUCAUUCCAUGGCCGUGUUGACUCAGUCCGAUCCGCCCUCGUCCGGGUUGUUCAACCCGGUUUUCCAGGACGCGUUGAAGGGCUUGUUGCAGUUCCAAAAGGACAAUGGGUCUCCAUUUGCGAUCAAUCCCUACCCUUUCUUUGCGUACCAGAGCGAUUCCAGGCCUGAAACGCUGGCGUUUUGCCUUUUCCAGCCCAACGCGGGACGAGUCGACUCGGGGAAUGGAAUCAAAUACCUGAACAUGUUCGAUGCUCAGGUAGAUGCUGUACGUUCUGCUUUGAAUUCAAUGGGAUUUAAGGAUGUUGAGAUUAUGGUUGCUGAGACCGGUUGGCCAUACAGUGGGGACAGCAAUGAAGUAGGACCCAGUGUGGAGAAUGCAAGGGCCUACAAUGGGAAUUUGAUUGCUCACCUUAGAUCAUUGGUUGGGACCCCUCUAAUGCCUGGAAAAUCCGUGGAUACAUAUAUCUUUGCACUGUAUGAUGAGGAUUUGAAGCCUGGACCAGCUUCCGAACGAGCGUUUGGUCUUUACAAGCCUGAUCUGACCAUGACAUAUGAUGUUGGUCUUUCAAAGACUAGCCAGGCCCAGACUCCAUCCACUCCAUCAACAACUCCAUCCACUAGUCCGUCAACUCCAUUACCUAAACCAACAGCAACUGGCUGGUGUGUUCCUAAGAAUGGCGUUUCUGAUGCUCUAUUGCAGGCAAAUCUUGACUAUGCCUGUAGCCACGGCAUUGAUUGCGGUCCCAUCCAACCGGGGGGUGCCUGCUUCGACCCUAACACUGUAUCAUCACAUGCUUCCUAUGCCAUGAAUCUCUAUUACCAAACCAUGGGAAAGAAUCCAUGGAACUGUGAUUUCUCACAAACGGCAGUCCUUACAUCCACAAAUCCUAGUCACAAUCCUUGCAUUUAUCCUGGUGGGAGUACCUGAAAGGCAGCGCAGUCUCAUUAGAUAUAUAAAAAAGAAGAUUUUGUUUUUGCAGGUGUCUAAAUAAAUUAGUAAAAUUUGAGGGUGUGCCUUUUAAUUCUACCUUUAAUUGUAAAGGAUUACUACUUUAAUUUGGUUGUAUUUUGGUGUAGCUCUCUGUCAUACUUUUAAAUCUUGUUCUGAUAAAGUAAUGUUAGCUGUGAGAUAAAAGUGCAAUUAUGUCAUGAGGAACUUUAGUGGCUAAAAUGAGUCUUAUUUUAAGUUUGUGAA